GACUGGGACCAAACGGCGUAAGUUCACCAGCUAAGGCACACAACGAUUUCUGGAGAAAAGUGACACAUUGGGGGACUGCGUGGUAAAAGGGAGGAAACUCCUUCUUCCAUAAUAGCCUUCUACAGCGGAAUGUUUUCUCGAAGGGGCCAUGGAGACGUCAAGAAAUCUACACAGAAAGUUCUGGACCCAAAGAAGGAUGUCCUGACCCGGCUGAAGCACCUCCGCUCACUGCUAGAUAUCAUCGAAAAAAGUGAGCUGAAGCCGUUCUUCGAGUCCAACUGUUCUCAGAUUUAUUUUAUCUUCUAUGAAAAUUUCAUUAUACUGGAAAGCAACUUAAAGCAAAAAGGGAACAAAUCGCAACGGGAGGAGCUGGACUCCAUUCUCUUUAUUUUUGAAAAAAUUCUUCAACUUCUGCCUGAGAAAAUCUGCAGUAGAUGGCAGUUCCACAGUAUAGGUUCCAUUCUGAAAAAGCUUUUGCACACGGGAAACUCCUUCAAGAUCCGCUGCGAGGGGAUCCGGCUCUUCCUGCUGUGGCUACAGGCGCUGCAGCAGAACUGUGCGGAGGAGCAGUGCCUGAUCUUCGCCUGCCUGGUGCCGGGCUUCCCCGCCGUCCCCUCCUCCCGCGGGCCCUGCACCCUGGACACCAUCAUCUACAACCCCUUCUCCAACCCGCCUGAUGCCAAGGUGGUCCCAGAGGAGAUCACACCGCUUGUGCCAGCCGUACCCGGGGAGAAGGUGGCUGAUGACCAGACCUGCUACAUCCUCCAAACUCUCCUCAAGUUCAUGGUCGUCCAGGCCUCCAGUCUGGAGUGGAGGAACAGAGAGAACCAGGACAGCGGUUUCAGGUUCCUCUUUGCUCUGUUCAAGAAGUACUACCUACCCCACCUCUUCCCCUCUUUCACCAAGCUCACCAACCUCUAUAAGCCCCUCCUAGACCUUCCCCACCACAGACCAAAGCCCCUGUACGUCCCGGUGACCCGGAACAACGAGAGCACCUUCUGCACGCGCGACCAGUACCUGGCUCCCCGCGUGGCCUUCAUCACCUGGCUGGUCACCUUCUUCCUGGAGAAGAAGUACGUCAGCGCGGCCGCGCCCAGCGCCAAGAACGGAGCCGAGGUCCUGCCCAAGAUCAUCCAGACCGUGACUGCAGGCAGUGGCGGUCAGGAGAAGGUUCCGGAGCCGGAGCCCAACGGGCCGGCGGAGCAGGAGAAGAACCACUCCAACAGCAGCACUCUGUCGGACCGGCGGGCCAGCACCUCCAGCGUCUGUAGCGUGGAGGAGGAGUACCGCGGCGUCUACGACAUGGUGCACUGCAUCCUGCUGUCCACCCGCGACAACGUCAACUUCGUCAAUGAGGUCUUUCACCAGGCCUUCCUGUUGCCCUCCUGUGAGGCCUCAGCGACCCGGAAGGUGAUUAAGGUUUACAGGAAGUGGAUCUUGCAGGACAAGCCAGAGUUCAUGGUUGAGCCGGAGAAGGACAGCCAGGAGGAGGUGGAGGAAGCUGCAGAGCAGCUACUGGAGACGGAGACUGACAGCACGCACACACAGGCGUUGGUGACUCACGGGCACAAGCGCUCUUCCAGCUGGGGCCGGACGUACUCCUUCAGCAGCGCCAUCAGCCGGGGCUGCCUCACCGAGGUCAACAGCCAGCCCAUCAAGGCCGGGGUCCAGUCCACCCUGCAGGUUUUCCUGACCAACUCGGCCAACGUCUUCCUGCUGGAGCCCUGCCACGACGUGCCCAAACUUCUGGAGAACCAGGUGGAGGUGUGCAAGGGCGUCCUCAGCAUCUACCGCCGUAUGAUCAUGGACCACACCAUGAACAGGAAGACCUGGGAGCAGAUGCUGCAGGUGCUUCUCAGGAUCACGGAGGCUGUGAUGAAGCGGCAGCAGGAGAACCAAAGAAAGGACACCUUUGCCGAGAGCCUGGCUGCUCUCCUCUUCAGGACCAUCAUCGUGGCGUGGGUGAGGGCCAACCUGAGCGUCUUCAUCUCGCGGGAGCUGUGGGACGAGCUGCUGAGCGUGCUCUCCUCGCUCACUGACUGGGAGGAGCUGGUGAGCGAGUGGUCCAGCAUCAUGGACUCCCUGACGGCUGUGCUGGCCCGCACCGUCUACGGCCUGGACAUGAGCAACCUGCCCCUGGACAAGCUGAGUGAGCAGAAGGAGAAGAAGCAGCGGGGCAGAGGGGUGAUCAAGGACUCCCAGACGGCAGCGUCGGUGGGCCGCUCCUUCUCCCUGAGCUGGAGGAACCAGGGGGACGGGGUGCAGGAGCCCAUGCGCUUCCGCAGCGCCACCACGUCCGGUGCCCCUGGGGUCGAGAAGGCCCGCAACAGCGUCCGGCAGAAAGCCUCAGCUAAGCGAAGCCAGUCUAUCAGCAACUGCGUGCACCUUUACGAGGCUUUGCCCGCUACUAAAAGCGUCCCUCUGCUGCUGCACACUGUCAGCUCUUUCUUACCUGGCAUCUCUUCCACCUCUUGCUCUCACCGCCUCUCAGAUGUGGAAGAGGGCCAGCUGUCUGAGUGCGGAGGCGAAGGAGAGCUGGAGGACGGAGACGCCCCCCUCCCGCGGAGCAGCAGCACCUCCGACAUCACCCAGCAGCCUUCCGACACCUUCCCAGGUCAGAAGCGGGAGUACUCUCCAGCUAACAGCAUGGACGGCAGGACGGGGGUGUCCGAAAACGCUGUGGCAGCGAGGAGGGAGGGCGAGCCACCCAUGAUUUUCAUUCGUCGGAGCAGUAGUCCUGUUGAGCUGGACUACCCUGGUGAUGGGCAGAUCUCGUUUGGCAGGACCAAACUUCGGGAGAAAAGCGAGAGCAUCAGCAGCGAGACGUCCAACGGCUACCUGAAUGAGUCGGAUGUGGGCCUUCUCACGUGGCAGGCCUUCGAGGAGGAGCACGACUCCCACUCUGCCCACGAAAUGUCCGCCGACGCAGACUCCCACAGGAGCCUCCUCCUGAGCCACACGGAGGCGCUGGCAGGUUCUGAGUGUGCCCUCCCUCCCCACUCCACACCCCCAUCCCGCCCCCAGCACCCCCCUGCCUCGCCAGCUUUGCUAGUGCCCCCCGACUGCCAGGACUGCCCCCCCCUCCUGGAGGACCCCAUGCACCAGUCUGUGUUGCACUUGCCAGAGGACCGGGACAGCAGCGAGUGCCUGACGGAUGACAUCAGCAUCAUCGCCGGGGGCAGCCUGACCGGCUGGCACGCCGACUCGGCGGCCGUGCUCUGGAGGAGGAUCCUGGGAAUCCUCGGAGACGUCAACGGCAUCCGCUGCCCCAAGAUCCACGCCCGGGUGUUCACCUACCUCUAUGACCUCUGGCGCAAGCUGGCCAAGAUCCGGGACAAUCUGGGAAUCAGCGCGGAUAAUCAGUCCUCCCCACCCCAGCCGGUCCUCAUCCCGCCUCUCCGCAUGAUGGCCUCCUGGCUGUUCAAGGCCACCACGUUACCAGCAGAGUUCAAGGCGGGGAAGUUGCAGGCCUAUAAGCUGAUCUGUGAGAUGAUGACCAAGCAGCAGGACGUGCUCCCCAACAGUGACUUCCUGGUGCACUUCUACCACGUCAUGGAGAAGGGCUUCAACAGUGAUGACCAGGAUGUCCUGAACACGGUGAUCCGGCACUGCUCUCCACGCUUCUUCUUCCUGGGACUGCCGGGCUUCACCAUGCUGGUGGGAGACUUCAUCCAGGCGGCCGCGCGGGUCCUCAAAUCAGACACCUCCGAGGCCCCGAGGGUUGAAGCCCAGACGAUUCUGGGGUCUCUGGUCUGCUUCCCCAACCUGUACCUGCAGAUGCCCCUACCGCAAUCUGUACCAGGAAAUGGCGACAUCAACGCAGGCAACGAGGGAGUUAAGGACUAUCUGAUUAACAUCUUGCUGCAGACGGCCCGGAGUGAAUCAUGCGAGAGAGCCAGGUGCAUCGCCAUCUGCAGUCUUGGAGUUUGGAUCUGUGAGGAACUGGUGCAGCAAACACACCACUCUCGGUUGAGGGAGGCCAUAAACAUCCUUGGGGUUACACUAAAGUUUGGGAACAAGCUGGUGGCGCAGACGGCCUGCGACGUCUUCCAGCUGCUCAUCUCCCACUGGCGGCAUCUCCAGAGAACCGAUCGCUCGCUCCCCAAGAAGAUCACAGAGAUUUUUAUAGCCACCAUCACAUUCCUUUUACCCAGUGCAGAGCACUCAACAGUGGAGGCUGAUAAGAAGCUGAUAGUCUCGCUGCUCCUCUGUGCGCUGGACUGGUGUAUGGCCCUCCCUCUGAGCACCCUCCUGGAGCCAGUUACCAUGCUGCCCGUGCUGGAUGACCCCCCAUCCCACAAGGCCCCUCUGCUGGACUACAUCUACAGGGUACUACACUGUUGCGUCUCUGGGUCCAACCUCCACACUCAGCAGAGCCACUACCUCCUCAGCCUGCCCGACCUCGCCGCCACUGACUAUGAGCCCUUCUUGGCCCUGGGCAACGUCAAGAGCUCCGAGCCCCCACCUCUCCACUCAACCGCCGACUUCGGCAACCUGCUCACUGUGGCAGAGGAAAAGAAGAGACGGAACAUGGAGCUGAUCCCGCUGACGGCUCGGAUGGUGAUGACGCACCUCGUGAACCACCUGGGCCACCAUCCGCUCAGCGGGGGCCCCGCCCUCCUGCACAGCCUGGUCAACGAGAACCACGACAACCUAUACGUGGAGUCAUCGGAGCUGUCCUCCGACGUCUUCAAGAGCCCCAACCUGCAGCUCUUCGUCUUCAACGACAGCACGCUGGUGUCCUGCCUGCAGAUCCCACCCGUCACAGAGACCUCGACGGACCCCCGCCCGGGGGCGACGGUGUCGCCCGAGGUCAGGGUGAUCGUGCGGGACAUCUCGGGGAAGUACUCCUGGGACGGCGGGGUCCUGUACCGGCCUCUGGAGGACGGGGAAGCGCUCCAGGGAGCCGGUUUGGUGUCGAGGCCUCUGGACCCCGGCGCCGACCCUAUCCCGGACGAGCCCCCUUCCCUCUCCGGGUGUUGCUCGGAGGACGGCGAAGAUGGGGAGGACGCUCUGGACAGCCUGCUGGAGAGCCUGGGUCACACCAGCCCCGAGUGCCUCCCCCAGCCCCGGCUCCAGCUCAACCAGCCCGCGCCCUCGCCCUUCGGCAUGAACCCCGACCAGGAGGCUGCCAUCACUGACGCCGUGCUCCGGCAGACCCAGCUGGAGGGGGAGCACGUCCGCCGCUUGUGCGGGACCCCCGGAGUCAGAGCCGCGCCCCAGAGGGAGCCCGCGCCCCAGGACCCCAAAGCACCUUUCUACUUCUGCAGACUGCUGCUCAACGACCUGGGCAUGAACUCCUGGGACCGCAGGAAAAACUUUCACCUCCUGAAGAAGAACUCGAAGCUCUUGAGGGAAAUUAAGAAUUUGGAUUCAAGGCAGUGUCGAGAGACGCACAAGAUCGCCGUGUUCUACAUCGGCGAGGGCCAGGAGGACAAGUGCUCCAUACUGUCCAACACUGAGGGGAGCCAGGCCUAUGAGGACUUUGUGUCUGGACUGGGCUGGGAGGUGGACCUGGCCACGCACUGCGGCUUCAUGGGCGGCCUGCAGAGGAACGGCAGCACCGGACACACCGCACCCUACUAUGCUACCUCCACCGUGGAAGUCAUCUUCCACGUGUCCACCCGCAUGCCCUCCGACUCUGACGACUCCCUCACCAAAAAGCUGCGUCACCUAGGAAACGAUGAGGUCCACAUCGUGUGGUCGGAUCACAAGCGGGACUACCGACGGGGGAUCAUCCCCACAGACUUUGGCGACGUGCUGAUCACGGUGUACCCCAUGAAGAACCACAUGUUCUUCAUCCAGAUCAUGAAGAAGCCGCAGGUUCCUUUCUUCGGUCCGCUCUUCAAUGGCGCCAUCGUCACAGGAACCUUGCUGCCAAGCCUAGUGCGGGCCACCUGCAUCAACGCCAGCAGAGCCGUCAAAUCCCGCCUGACCCUCUACCAGAGCUUCUAUGAGGAGCGGGCACUGUACCUGGAGGCCAUCGUACAGAACCACAGAGAGGUCAUGACCUUCGAGGAUUUCGCGUCCCAGGUCUUCUCCCCCUCCCCAAACUACUAUGCUCUCAGCGGGACAGGUUCCCUCAGCGGCAGCACGAGUGCUGAGCUCAGCGUUGCCGUAGGAACGGACUCCGCCGACCAGGUCUCCCCCACAAUGCCGCGUGCCACAAAGAACAGAGUUUCCGGAAAACUCCGACGUUCAGCCAGCGCUAUAAGCAAAUCCUCCAACUGAGCUCUUCCCUGCAAAAAAAGUGAUUUUUGUUGUUUUUAUUUCCAUGUAAUUCAGCUCUUAACAGUUUGUUUUAAAACCUCACACCCUCACGACUGCAAUGUUUGUUUUGUGUUUUUCGUUUCUUUUUUUCUUUUUUUUGGUUUGUUUCUCAAAUAUAACUGGGCACACACUGGCAAUGUUUUAAGUUAAGAAAUAUGAAUAUAUAUAUAUAUAUGGUUAUUAAUUAAGUACAUUUCUGAUUGUGUUGUUGAAUUGUGUUUUGUUCAUUUACACGUGACACUGUGAGUUUUAAUGGAAUUUAGGAAGAAUCAAAUGCUAAAAUGAUUGUGGGGGGUAAAAACGUAUGACUUUAGACUUACCAUUGUUCAUAGCGAAAUGAUGAGUCAGAAGUAGGCCUAGUAGUCGAGUAAUUAUUCAGGGAACUGAGUAAAAUAUUUAAUGAUUUUGAAGUAUGAAGUUAUAAUACAUUUGUGAUAUUUCUGAUUGUGGCAAAGGUGUGAUUUACAGUGGUUUCCAAACCGUACUAGCGGGCUGCACAACACAGGGAAACGUUCUGUGGAAAUGGGAACGAAGAGCCUCUCUUUAGGGCCGUGCGAUUCCAUCUCGUUGCCUGGCUUUCACGAAUGCCUCACGUAGCUACACCAACAGGUAAACCGUUAACCUGAGCCGUAGGCUAGUUCCCCGUGGAAAUCAAAACCAUGGAAACGUCAAGCCCUCGCAGGUCGGAAAAGUCCAAUCUGUUUUUAUCCACAUGCUGUUGUUUUUUGUUUGUUUAUUUAAUUAUUGUAACAUUUGUUUUGGUGCCUCUGGAUCCUUUACAAUGUGAUUUUGUUUCCUCUUAAUGAAAAUAGUGGUCUUCUCGAUACUGCUGUCUUAAACACUGUCAGAUCACCACCAUUGCUGUGGUGAAAUAGCCUAUUAUUUAUUUGCUUGCCCUGCUCUGCCUAAAAACACUCUCCACCAGUGGUUCCAAAGCUGUGUGUCACAAGACACACCUGGGGGAAAAUAGGUGCUGUCUAAUUUUUUCCGUUAAAAUUCUCGCUGGUCAAAUGAAACACUGAAGCUUUCGUCGUUACUGUACAUGAGGUCGUUUUCACAUUCCAAAUUGAAUCACAUAUAUGAAUGUGCUUGUCAGGCUACAUUUUAAUAGAUUGGUUGUGGAUAAUAUAUUCAUUUUUUUGAGGUCAUGGGACGAAGAAGGUUUGGAAACCACUGCCCUACACUACCUGGCUCCUAAUUUGUAGUGCAGACGUAUAUUUUACGUUGUGAAGUUUGGAAUGCAAACGGACUGAAUAACAAUGUGCUUCCCACUGAGACUAAUCUAAUUUGAUUGCUUUUUUUAAUUUCUAUUUUAGAUUUAUUUCAGUGGAUUCUUUUUCAUUUCCUUUUUAUUUUUGCUUGAUUUAUGCAACUUUACUGGAAUGAAAAGACUGCAUUUGUGAUUGUGUGUAAUGUGGUUUAUCCUGUGUUGGAUACUUGUAGCCUGUAAUGAAUAUGGUUUUUAUACAGGUCUCGUUUUGGACGUUAUCUUCGUUUCUCGUCCCUUGAAGCUGCAAGACAUUAUUAUUAUUGUGACAUUCCCGCAGACUUCUUUUUGCACUUGUCUUCAGUGGUAACCUAAAAUCAAAUGGGUUUUUUUUUUCUUUCAUCGGAUGUAAAACGCUUUAAUUUUUGUUAGAUUUUUUUUCGUUGUAUAAAGGAAGUAGCCUAAUAUCCGAGAUGGUUGUUUAGCGGUUGUGUUACGGUCUGUGUGCGCUGUGCGGUCUCAAUCCGCCACAGGAGCCUCAGGUUGAAUCCGUGCUCUGGCACGCGUUUCGAACGCCGAGCCUGGACCACCAGUCGGGGCUCGUGAGCGUACACGUGCGUGUGUGACACCUGGCUCCCGGGUCCCCGGCGCCCAGAGCGGUCUGUUCGCAUCAUUUCUCUUUCAGGAGAACUCCCUCUGUACCUGACAUUCUCUUUCAAAAUCAUGAGACAACCCUAUCCCCCAACUCUCUCUCUCUGCCCCCCCCAGACACAGCAGUGGGGUCCUAGCAUACAUUUCAUUGGUUUAAAAUGGGAGCGAGGGUAGGAAUGCAGUAAAUGUAUAAUGAGAGCAACAGUUGUGUAUGUACAGUACAUAUAUGUAUAUAUGUGAAUCAGGGUCCCCAACCACCUUGCCGGCAUGAUGACAAGGCUAAUGCAGUGCCGUUGUCUUGUAGCAGCAGCCGUCAGGUGUAGACAUGGCAAACUGCCUUCCUUCCUCCCCUGGUACCACACUACUCAACUCACUCUGGCACCCCCCACCCCCCUCGACCCCCCUCGACCAGUGUGGUUGCCAUUGGAGCCAGGUGUUACAGGCACUCGUAAGCUCCACUGGAGCUGCAACACUGUCUCGUUGCACUAUAUUUGCCUUGCCUGUACAUCUUACCUGUAAGUUCUCUUCUGUUUCUGUUAAUUUUUUUAAAAUUUUGUUUUAAUUUUGAUUUUAUUUUCCAAGCACUGAUUUAUAACAUAGGAGACAUGAUCUGAGCAAUGGCGCUCAAAAGAAAAAUGCUCACUAUGUGUUUUUAAAAGAAUGUAUGCAAACAGUGACCUGGAUGAAAUCAAUGAUUUUUUUUGCCUGACCAGUAAUGACAGAUCACUACAAAGCCCUCCCAAGGCAGGUCUUUUAUUCACCAGAGGUAGAAGUUAAAUGAGCUGAAGUAAAUGUUGCCGUUUUUUAAAAAUAGGGAGGCUUACUUUUAUUCAACAGAUGGGUCAAGAUUGUUGAUGUGAUCAGGGCCAGGGUUGUAGCUUCUUCAAACUGGUCAACUCGUGAGAAGCUUCAUGAAAUAGCUUGUGUUAAUUCUAGAUUUUCUGAUAGGAAACCUGAUUCAUUGUUUCAUCUGGAGAUUCCUGUUCUAAUGAAAAAAUAUAAAUAUAUAAAUGCUUGUAAUAUAAUCUUUGUAAAAGAGGGAGAAGGAAAAAAAGCUUGAAAUUUCAUCUUUAAUUGUUAACAUAUCAAACUGUUUUUAAUGAUAAAAGUCAUGUUUAUUAGAAAUGUGCAAAUUGAAGCAUUUCAUCAAAUAAAUUUGAGAAUUCCGUAAAAAA
Messenger RNA from Conger conger (European conger), 9303 nucleotides. RefSeq names its product Ral GTPase activating protein catalytic subunit alpha 2 (gene ralgapa2). Gene Ontology annotation, cellular component: cytoplasm; nucleus. Gene Ontology annotation, biological process: regulation of small GTPase mediated signal transduction; positive regulation of GTPase activity. Bases 130 to 6231 code for a protein of 2033 amino acids. Lineage: Eukaryota; Metazoa; Chordata; Actinopteri; Anguilliformes; Congridae. The record is from RefSeq and is a predicted model, not a curated record. Gene Ontology annotation, molecular function: GTPase activator activity. The transcript has 41 exons.